GUACUAAAAUAAAUUUUUGCAUUAUUUUCCUUUGUACACGCACUAACAGGGAUUUAUUCUUGGAGUAUUUGGUCGACACGUUAGAUUGAGUUUGAUGCUCCAAAAUUUCUUUGGAAUCAAACAAAUUUAUGAUUUGAAGUUGACACAUCUCUAUAUGAUUGAGAUUCUUGCAUGUAUGUGUAACCAUAUUUCAACAUUAAAAGUUCAAUCUCUUUGGGAUUACGGAGUGGUUGACGCGAUGUUUGAAGCUACCAAGCAGGGCAUUGUUAAAUUCGUCGUUGAGCUAUUGAAAGUAACCCAACCACUCGUUUUCCAUAAUGAUGGUGGCAGACACGUUUUCAUGAUAGCAAUCCAAUAUCGUCAAGAAAACAUUUUCAGCCUCCUAUAUGGGAUUAAUGAGGGAUGGAAAGCCCAUAUUCUUAAUCAGACAGAUAAUUACAGGAAUAAUAUGUUACAUGUGGCAGGGGAGAUAGCUCCUCCCUCCCAACUUGCCCGAAUCUCCAGCCCUGCAUUGCAUAUGCAAAGAGAAGUACAAUGGUUUAAGGAGGUGGAAAGAAUUGUUCCAGAAUGGUGCAAAAAAUCUAAAAAUAGCAAUGGUGAAACCCCUUAUGAAGUAUUUUCAAAGAGCCAUAAAGAGUUAGUGAACGAGGGGGAAAAAUGGAUGAGGGACAUGGCAAAUUCUUUUAUUGUUGUUGGUACUCUCAUUAUUACGAUCACGUUUGCUGCAGCCAUUACUUUUCCAGGCGGCAAUGCUCCAAAUGGGUUUCCCAAUUUUUUACAGAAAAGAUCAUUUAUGAUAUUUAUAAUGUUUGAUGCGAUUUCCUUCUUUACUGCAUCAGUUUCAGUCUUAAUGUUUAUGGGAAUCCUAGCAUCGCGCUUCGACCCGGUAGAUUUUCUCGAGUCCUUACCCAAGAAGUUGAUCAUGUUCCUCUCCACUAUUCUUAUUUCUAUUGCAGCAAUGGCGGUUAGCUUUUCUGCUGCUCUUUGGAAUAUACUGCAAGAUCGAUUGUGGUUAAUUAUUCCCCUAAUUAUGAUGGCUAGCAUUCCGGUUACAGUUUUUGUAUGGUUGCAGUUUCCCCUCCUUGUUGAAAUUUGGUCUUUGACAAAUGCUACGGGAAUAUCUUUUGACAGAAAAAUGAAGCCUUUGCUGUAGUGGAGAUCAAGUUGAUCGAUUUUUUUGGAGCAUAAGCGAGCAGUUCCCCUUCAAGUUGAAAUCCUUUAGCUUGUUCUUUGGUUAUGUAUGUUGGAACUUCUAAUUUCCCUGUUCUAUUUGGUUGGAUUAUCAGAUUUUUUGCUUUUAAUUAUGAGACUCUGGUCUAUAUAUCUUCUCAUUGUGUAAAAAUAAUAUUAAUCAUCUAUG
Messenger RNA from Rubroshorea leprosula, 1360 nucleotides. The record is from the annotation of a GenBank genome assembly. Lineage: Eukaryota; Viridiplantae; Streptophyta; Magnoliopsida; Malvales; Dipterocarpaceae.